Molecule: messenger RNA, 1326 nt
Organism: Cotesia congregata
Lineage: Eukaryota; Metazoa; Arthropoda; Insecta; Hymenoptera; Braconidae
Source: the annotation of a GenBank genome assembly
AUGGCCAAGACCCUGCCGAAGGACAUCGUCAACUGGACGAACGAGGACGUGAUCAAGUGGCUCGAGGAGUCCGGACAUGGGUCGUGUACGUUUUACUUCAAGGCUCAUGACAUUGACGGCAAGUCUUUAUUGACGAUCCGAGAAGAUGAUCUCAAGAGCCAGGGCAUGAAAAUUGAGAAGCUGGGAGAUGUGAAGAGACUUUAUAUCAGUAUUAAAAAAUUGCAGAAGGAAAAUAUGGCGGUCUUGUUUGAGCUGGGGCAGCUUGAGUUUACUUCUUCGAAUUUUUAUUCUCAUAAUAGACAAGAGUUACAGAGUUUCAUAUCAAACAACGAGAGCUCAGUAGACCCAGAAUUCUAUUCAGCGUCAGUAUCAGACGACGGACAUGCCUCGCACCUACCUCCAGAAAUAUGGAAAGCAUUUAUCAGCCUGGGCUAUUUGUUCAUAGUGACGUGGAUCACAGCCUUCGUGAUGGUGAUAGUCCACGACAGAGUCCCAGACAUGAAAAAGUACCCGCCAUUGCCAGACAUUUUUCUUGACAAUGUCCCACACAUACCCUGGGCUUUUGAUAUUUGUGAAGUAACUGGGACGUUAUUGUUCGCUAUCUGGCUGAUGGUUCUUAUAUUUCAUAAAUAUAGAUUUAUUCUACUGAGAAGAUUCUUCGCUUUGUCGGGGACAGUGUUCCUGCUAAGAUGCGUGACAAUGCUGAUAACAUCUCUAAGUGUUCCUGGAGCACAUUUACAGUGCCAGCCAAGACCGACUCCCGACGACCCUUGGGCGAAAACCGCCUACGGGGAGCUGUACAAUAAAAUUUCUAUGGCGUAUGUCAUUUGGCGAGGGGCUGGGAUGUCUAUUCAGGGAGUUAGAACGUGCGGGGAUUAUAUGUUCAGCGGACACACAGUCGCGCUGACGAUGCUUAACUUUUUUAUUACUGAAUAUACGCCUCGCCAAUUCUACUUUUUGCACACAUUCACGUGGAUGCUGAACAUGUUUGGUAUAUUCUUCAUCCUAGCAGCCCACGAGCACUAUUCAAUAGACGUGUUCGUAGCAUUCUACAUAACUUCUCGGCUGUUCCUGUACUACCACACGCUAGCGAACAACCAAGCUUUGAUGCAGCGCGACUCGAUAAGAACCAGAGUGUGGUUCCCUCUGUUCAGCUUCUUCGAGUCCUCCGUCGACGGAAUCGUUCCCAACGAGUACGAGUCGCCCUCGAAGAUAAUCUGCAACCUCGCGUGCACGUGUCGCGACAUCGCCAACGCGCUCAGACAGAAAAUAAGUAUUUCUAAUCUCCAACGCACUGUCAACGACAGCACAAAAAAGGGUCUUUGA